This is a messenger RNA of Dimorphilus gyrociliatus, 634 nucleotides long. The record is from the annotation of a GenBank genome assembly. NCBI's taxonomy places the organism in Eukaryota, Metazoa, Annelida, Polychaeta, Dinophilidae.
UAUGUACUUACACAAAAUUAGGUUCAUUUUGGAGGCCAUUAGUGCGGGUAAUGUGGUAACUCCUGAAAUGGUUGAAGAAUUACUGCUUGCUGGUGCAGAUAUUGUUAAAGUUGGAAUUGGUCCUGGCUCCGUUUGUACAACGAGAAAAAAGACGGGUGUUGGGUAUCCCCAAUUAAGUGCCAUAUUAGAGUGUGCCGAUGCGGCCCAUCUUCUUGGGGGUCACAUAAUAUCGGACGGCGGCUGCACCUGCCCUGGUGACGUUUCCAAGGCUUUCGGUGCCGGUGCUGAUUUUGUAAUGAUUGGGGGUAUGCUGGCUGGUCACGAUGAGUCCGGUGGAGAGAUAAUUGAGCGAAACGGUCAGAAAUUAAAACUCUUUUAUGGAAUGGCUAGUUCAACAGCCAUGAAAAAGCAUCAGGGAGGUGUUGCUGAAUAUCGCGCUUCCGAAGGUAAAACUGUUCAGAUUGCCUAUAGAGGACCGGUUAUCGAAACCCUAAAAGACAUUCUGGGCGGUAUACGAUCAACCUGCACAUAUGUUGGGGCAACCGAACUGAAAGAAUUGCCAAGAAGAACAACUUUUAUUCGGGUAACUCAACAAAUAAACGAAGUCUAUUCUGCUUUUCAGGUCGGAAACUAG